Molecule: messenger RNA, 1454 nt
Organism: Lacerta agilis (Sand lizard)
Lineage: Eukaryota; Metazoa; Chordata; Lepidosauria; Squamata; Lacertidae
Product: retinol dehydrogenase 8-like
Exons: 6
Coding region: 369-1325 (318 amino acids)
Biological process (GO): estrogen biosynthetic process
Cellular component (GO): cytoplasm
Molecular function (GO): estradiol 17-beta-dehydrogenase [NAD(P)+] activity
Source: RefSeq, a predicted model, not a curated record
GGUUGAUCUCCAGUCCUGUUACCUGUUUACAUUCUGAUAACCCACCCUUCAUAUUUUGUUGUUCAAAUUUUCAGUUUAAAAACUGCUGAAACCUUGAAGCCUGACUUCCCUACAAUGCAUCAUCAAGCCAGAUUAUGCAACCUUUAUAUAUAACCAUGCCCAAACAUCUAUUUUUGUUUAUUGCUGUCCAUACAGAGAUUAUCUUCUUAGCUCUGUAAUGCGCAGGUAUGCACCUUUAGAUUUGCUGACACCUAAAGUCCUGUGAAUAAAAGCAUCCAGGGGAGUAUUAAGCUUUUGUCCUGCAAAGCUACCAGACUGUCCACAGACUGUCUAAGGGAAACAUUCCAGCGCAUCUGCUACCAUCCACAAUGGCUCAAAAAACUGUGCUCAUCACAGGUUGCUCCUCAGGAAUUGGGCUGGCGUUGGCUGUAAAAAUGGCCACUGAUGAACAGAAAAGAUUCAAAGUUUAUGCUACAAUGCGGGAUCUGGCUAAACAGGAUAAACUGAUAGAAGCUGCAGGCAAUACUGUUGGAAACAUCUUAGAGAUUAAACAGCUGGAUGUGUGCAGUGAUGAAUCUAUUAAAAUGUGUGUCAGUAGCAUUCCAGGAAGGCGGAUUGAUGUCCUAGUUAGCAAUGCCGGCAUGGGACUCAUUGGACCUAUAGAAUGCCAGACCAUCAAAGAGAUGCAAAACGUGAUGGAUACAAACUUCUUUGGGCUGGUCCGACUGCUGAAGGAGAUUUUACCCGACAUGAAGAAGAGAAAAAGUGGCCAUAUCGUGAUUAUUAGCAGUGUCAUGGGAGUACAAGGGAUUUUGUUCAAUGAUGUUUAUGCUGCAUCUAAAUUUGCGGUGGAAGGAUUUUGUGAAAGUUUAGCCAUACAAGCGCUCAAGUUUAAACUUAAUCUGAGUUUAAUAGAACCAGGGCCUGUGGUUACAGAGUUUGAAAGAAAAGUGUUUGAAGAUGGGAUGAACAUGGAUCUUUCAGCUGCAGAUAAAGAAACAGCAGACAUGUUUGUAAAUAUUUACCUGAAAAAUUACAAGCAAAUUUUCCAGACCCUGGGACAAACAGCUGAAGACAUAGCAGAGCAUACAGUGAAGAUAAUUCUGGCCGAAAAUCCUCCUUUUCGCCACCAGACCAACACAUUAUACACUCCAAUUACAACACUGAAAUAUGCUGAUCCAAAUGGAGACCUGCCUAUUGAUACCUUCUACAAAAUGGUUUUUCAGCAUGAUAAGGUUUUCAGUGCGAGUCUUAACUUCAUUAAAAUGCUGCGUUGGAAAAGCAGAAAAAGCUUUGACUUGGGAGGAGGAAGAUCCUCCCAAUGAGCAAAUGGGUGAUUUCAGUCGCCAUGUGGGCUAUUUCACACACUUCUAUGUUUCCUAUGUGGAAGUGCUUUCUGUGUGAGGUGGGAGACAUCUGAAACAGCCCUGACUGAAGCUACAGUCCUAUACACA